Molecule: messenger RNA, 756 nt
Organism: Peronospora belbahrii
Lineage: Eukaryota; Oomycota; Peronosporomycetes; Peronosporales; Peronosporaceae
Source: the annotation of a GenBank genome assembly
AUGCCUCACCAUGCCAAGUUGGAUAAGUGCUACUGGGCUGAAGCAGCAAUGACGGGCCAUCUACCCAAGUGUCAAGCAUAUGCGAGUAUUUGGCUGUCAGACAUUAUACUGACUCUGAAAGAGAAGCGACUCAAGUGGGAUCUCAAGGCUCGCGCUGGAAUCUUUUCGAGCUACGAAGAAGUGUCCAAGGCAUAUCGUGUAUUUGACAUCGAGGAGGGGCGGGUUGUUGUCAGUCGGGAUGUUAACUUCGACGAGUCAAGUUUUGGACUUUCGCCACCAGUUGAAGAUGACGUCGUCGAUGACUUGGAUUUCGACUCGCUUGGUCUUGAUGAUGAAGGUUUGCGUCAAAUGGAGUAUCAGCAAACUGUCAAGCGCACGAAUUGUUCCAGCGAUGAAGAUGCGGCUGAUCGGCCACCACGUACUGUACGUCAACGGCCUGGAUUGGACAUAUCCAGUGAACCAAAGAACGAUUCACCACGCCAAGAAGAAGAAGAUGACGAAGGAAUCGGACAAAUCGACUCCGCCUGUGUUUUGCGUGCGAGUGCAAAUGCUGUUGAAGCAGCAGUGGAAUUGUCGGAACCGUCGACAUUUGAAGCAGCAGUGACCGGCCCGGAUCAAGUGCACUGGCCCAAGUUGCCCAAUGGACAACGUGCCAAUGGUACCAAGUGGGUCUUCAAGAUCAAACGCAAAGCAGACGAAUCCAUCGAGAAGUACAAGGCACGUCUCGCGGCAAAGGGCUUUUGCUUCGAAGUAUAG